AUGGAUUCCUCAAUAAAAAGGUCUUUAACACGAAUCGGAAGUCCACAGCCACUAAGGGCAGCUUCUGAUACCUUGUCCACAACUAACACUCUUACACCAACUCCAGAACCACCAAAAAAUCAAACUAGUAGUACAGCUCCUUCAAACCGACAAAAUGUGAAGGUUACGGUUAGAGUGAGACCUCCGAACGCCGUAGAAAUGAGCAGAGGUGAAACAGAAAUUUGGGAAGUUAACGGCCCACUUGGCAAAGUGAACAUACAACCGGAUUAUAUGGAGCGAUACAGAAAACAAAUGGCCGAAUAUUAUUAUGACGAAGUGUUCACUGGUAGUGAUAACAAACUAUUAUUUGAAAGAGGCGUGCGAGAUACUGUUAGGUCAACUAUGGAAGGCUAUAACGGCACCGUAUUUGCUUAUGGACAGACUUCCUCUGGAAAGACUUUUACUAUGGUACGAAUUCUCAAGACUUUAAUUUCGUUAAAAAAAAUGUAUAUAGUUUCAAUUGAUAAUGAAAUAAUAUGUACGGAGUCACAACCAGGAGUUAUUCCACAAGCUGUCGAUUCCGUAUUUGAAUACAUCAAGGAGUGUAAAGAGAAAGAGUUUUUACUUCGGGUUUCUUAUAUGGAGAUAUAUAAUGAGACCGUACGCGAUUUAUUAUGUCCCGAGACAGAUGAUUUACGAAUUCACGAAGACAAGCGUCGUGGUGUAUAUGUAAGUCCUCUAAAAGAGGUCGUGGUGUCGACACCUAAACAAGUUAUGAAAGAAAUUUUAAAAGGAGAAGCCAAUCGCCAUAUGAGUUCAACUGAUUGGAACGAAAGAAGUAGUCGGUCUCAUACCAUUUUUCAGAUGGUGGUUGAAAGUACUGCCAAAGGUUCAUUGCCACCUAGACCAAAUCGAUAUUCUACAUUAGGACAAAAACAAUCCGCAUCUGUUUCAAUAUCUGUUUUGAAUUUAAUAGACUUAGCUGGUUCUGAAAAGGCAGCUAGUUCAGCCGAUCGUCGAAAAGAAGGUGCUUUUAUUAAUAAAAGUCUUUUGACACUUGGUACGGUGAUCUCUAAGUUGACGGACAGCUCUGGUGGUCAUAUCCCAUUUCGUGAUUCAAAAUUGACUCGAAUUCUUCAGAAUUCUCUCAGUGGGAAUGCUCGGGUUGCUGUAAUUUGUACUAUAUCUCCCUCUGCGAUAAAUCACGAAGAGUCACAGAACACCUUAAAAUUUGCGGCUAGAAUAAAAAAAGUGGUUACUAGAGCACAGACAAACACGGUAAUGGAUGAUAAAGCUCUAUUGCAGAAAUAUCGUAUGGAAAUUGAAGAGCUUAAAACUAAACUUGAAAGAACUAAUGAUUCAAACCAUCAAGAGAAGGAGUCAGAGUUAUCUCAAAUGUUGCAACAAGAAAAAGCUAAACAUGAAGAAGAAAUGAUGGAAGCACAAUUGGUUCGAACAGCUUUGAAAGAAAGAAUCGAUCAUCUUACCAAGUUAAUCUUGACAAAUUCGUCUUUCUCGGGUAGUGCACAACAACCAACUGCGACACGUAAACCGGUAAUCGAUCACGCUAGUAGUGUUGGACAGGUUAGUGAAUUUGAUCAACUCGAAAGUCAAGUUGAAGCAAAGAAUGUGACAAUCAACCUACUUAAAUCUGAUGUUGAGAGCAAGAAUCAGAUGAUUGAACAAUUAAAAACUGCAAAUCAAAAGGCAGAACAAUCUAUAAAAGGAUUAAAUAAUAGAUUAAAAGCAAAAGAUGAAGAAUUGCAAAACCUUCAUAAUGAAAACCGUAAGUUAAAAACUGUUAUUGAAGAACAAAUAGGGAAGAUUAGAAAAUAUGAAGACGAUGGAAAAAUCAAUGGACACUCGCGUAGUGGAAGCCGAGAAUAUAAUGAAUUGAGCAAGACUAUACAAAGGCAACGUAACAUUAUCAACGAGCUAGAAGAGGAAAUCAAAGCGAACAAGUUGAUUAUUGCCAAUCAAAAAGAAAUGCUUCAUCGGGCAGAGCUUUCGCAGCUAAAAAAUAAUGCGUCGAUUAAUCGUGUUAACGAGCGUCGGAUGGAAAGUGAUGAAUAUUCAACUCUAACUCGGGAGAAUACGCGGGGUAAUGGUUCGGGUAAUGGAAAGAGUCUUGUGUUGAAAAACCAUUGUUUAAUUACCGAUGAAGCGAUUCUUAUUUUCUUGUUACUUGCAUUUUCGAUUUUUAAAAUAGUCGAUUGA
This is a messenger RNA of Dentiscutata erythropus, 2196 nucleotides long. Lineage: Eukaryota; Fungi; Glomeromycota; Glomeromycetes; Diversisporales; Gigasporaceae. The record is from the annotation of a GenBank genome assembly.